Phoenix dactylifera (date palm) is the source of this 2849-nucleotide messenger RNA. NCBI's taxonomy places the organism in Eukaryota, Viridiplantae, Streptophyta, Magnoliopsida, Arecales, Arecaceae. The record is from RefSeq and is a predicted model, not a curated record.
CCUUUAAUCGCAAGAAACCCUCCUCCUGCUCCUCCUCUAAUCUCAGGGUUUUGCCCCUGUUCGUGUCCGGAUUCGAUUCCCCGACCGAAUCCGGCCGAAGUGGGUUGGAAUACGCUUGGAAUUCUUAUUUUCUUGAAGAUUUGUUUGCAGGAGAUGUUGAUAUCCCUUCCUUUCUUUGUAAUUCAGGUGCUUGUCCCGGAAGUGGAAAUGUUAUCAUAUAAUGCGGUGGUGGGUAAUGAUGCGAUAGACUUUCCAUAUUUGAAGGUUUCACGCCUGAAUACUUAAGGUUGGAUUGACUCCACUUGAAUUUGCUAUUCAUAGAAGAAGAUCCCCCCCCCCCCCCCCCCCACCCAAAAAAAAAAGAAAAAAAAAGCAUAGUUUGCUUGAUGGAGUUCUUUAGAGGUGGUUCUUUCAAACUUCAAAGCAUCUCUGUCUAUUGUUAAGGUGAAGUGGAAGAUUUAUUUAUUGUGGCCAGUGCUGUUAUCGAGCUUUAUACAGGACAAAUUUGAGCUUCUCAGAAAAAGGCAGCGGAAGCAUAAGGAAAGUGGCAUAUUGCUACUUUUCUAUGCCAUCUUUCAUGUCAUAUUGCUUGGUGGAUGUUGAUGGCUGUUCCUCCUUUGGAGCUAUUCAGUGAAGGUCAAACUGACAGACAUCCUUUGCUGAUGGAGCAACCAGCUAAUAUUAAUGAACAUGAGCACAUAAUUGAUAUAUCAAGGGGUGGUUCCGCUUCCACAUCACAAUCUCAUGAAUAUGACCAAAAUGACUUGGAUGAAGUGCAUUUUGAAGAUUGGCCUUCAACAAGCACACCAGCUCCGGUCUCCCAAACAUCUGGAGUGUCACCUACAGUACCUAGUUCAAGAAAUGCAUCUUCGACUAGGAGAAGUGAUAAUUAUGGUCGCCGUCAUAGAAGCCCUCUGAAUUCUGGUUUGUGGAUUUCGAUUGAGCUUGUUGUUAAUGUGAGCCAAAUUAUAGCAGCUAUUAUAGUUCUCUCCUUGUCAAGACAUGAGCAUCCAAAAGCUCCAUUGUUUGCAUGGAUCGUAGGUUAUACAGCAGGCUGUGUUGCUACUCUUCCUCAUCUUUAUUGGCGCUACAUUCAUCGCAACAGUCAGGGCUCUGAGCAAGUUUCUGCUCAUUCACUUCAGAGUUCUUCUCGGGACAUCCGUCCUGAAUCUAAUCCUUAUACAUCCAUUUCUGUUACUCAACCCUCAGAAGGUGAAAACAACCAUAGCAAUGCUCCUGUCUCACACCUAGGGCAAAGUAUUCUAACUGCGAGCCCAAGGAUAAAUGCUUUAGUUGACCGUUUCAAAAUGGGCUUAGAUUGCUUCUUUGCUGUGUGGUUUGUUGUUGGAAAUGUGUGGAUAUUUGGUGGGCGCUCAUCUUCUCAUGAUGCUCCUAACCUAUACGGGUUAUGUAUUGUUUUCCUUACAUUCAGCUGUAUUGGGUAUGCUAUGCCAUUCAUUCUUUGCGCAAUGAUAUGCUGCUGCUUGCCUUGCAUUAUAUCUAUCAUGGGCUUUAGAGAGGACAUGAGCUACGGCAGAGGUGCUACCUCAGAAUUAAUUAAUGCAUUACCAACCUACAAGUUCAAAUUAAAGCGACCUCAAAAUGGAGACGAGAACGAAAUUAACUCAGAAAAUCAAGUCAAUGGCGGGAUCCUGGCUGCUGGUACUGACAAGGAGCGCACAAUUUCUGCGGAGGAUGCUGUUUGUUGCAUCUGCCUGGCAAAUUAUGUAAAUAAUGAUGAGCUCCGUGAGCUUCCAUGUACCCACUAUUUCCACAUGGAAUGUGUGGAUAAAUGGCUAAAGAUAAACGCACUGUGCCCCCUAUGCAAGUCUGAAGUAGGGAGCUCCACAGGCUCUUCAGGCAUGGACACUGGAUAUCAUCACGGUGACCAGAGGGUGGGGAAUAGUGCAGAGCCACAACAGGAAAUGCAGUAGAUGAUUCUGUUUUGUGAUUUCCAACUGACUGUAUUGAAGUGAAAAUUCUUCUCUGCAAGCCUGCAUGAAAUACCGAUGUAUGUGGGUAUAUGGUGAAUGGAUCCUGGUGAUAGCCACAACAUUUAUCAACCAUUGCUUUGAGAGUACUGGUUGUAGCUUUUACAUCUAUAGAUGUCAGCCAAUGUUUUCCACGGAUCGUGAGAUAGAAUGAAUGUUGAAUCUCGUCUCCAUUCAUACAAGGUUGUUUUAUGACCUACAUUCCAAAGACCCCUUUGGUAAGGUUGACUGACAUUUUCAUUUUGAAAUCACUAGGUAUGGUUGGUUGUCGGGUUAAUCCAUUUGAAGACAGCUAUUGUUUCCUAAGCAUCAAGAAAGGGUUCAGAAAUAAUGAUGGUGAACCAGAAAUGCACGACAAAUUGGUUGAUUGUAAAUCAGUAUCACUAAGUGUCUAUAUAGGGCAACAUGUGAUGCUUCUAUUGUAAUUCAAAGAGCAGAUGUCAGCAAGACAUAGGACAAUCAGCAUAAUUUAUUCCCUAGCUUGUUACUGGAGAUGCUGGUGACAUUGUGCUUCAACAUUUCCAUCAUGGAAUCAGAGAGAUGGUACGGGUGUGAUUUGUGUGCAGCACUUUCGAUUAUAUGGCCAUUAUGUUUGCUGAAGCUGUUAGAGAUUUGCAUUACUUGAAGAAUAUGUUAUUGGAGCAACGGGAAGCCUUCCUCCAAUUCUCAGAUUGCUUUAUUAUUUACUGGAAACAAAGUGCACCUCAGUUUUCUUUUCUUUUCUGUUUUCGAGUUUGGAAUGGACAAUGACUUCCCGUUAAGGGCAAUGAUGUUGUUGUACGUGUUAAAAGCUUGACAAUCAAAAUGACAGGAAAAACUAUAAGAUAUAAUGAACAAUGUGAAAUUUGAUUGCAUCGA